Molecule: messenger RNA, 5295 nt
Organism: Heterotrigona itama
Lineage: Eukaryota; Metazoa; Arthropoda; Insecta; Hymenoptera; Apidae
Source: the annotation of a GenBank genome assembly
AUGGCGGAUGCGUGAGUAUCGUUCGAGGUCGAUGAAAUCUAAAAGCAUCGAUAAUUAAUAUCAUUCUAUUAUUUUUAAAAUGUGUUAUUAAUCAUUCUUUUAAAGUUCCUUUCUAUAUUCAUAUUGUAGUUUUUGAUUUUUUUUCAUAAAAAUGAAGAAUUAUCAAUGCUGACAAGUUGCAUCAUUGAUCAAUAUGAAACAUCAUAUUUCAGUAUACAUAUUAAUAAUUAUAUUAAUUUUUUAAUAAAACUUAAUUUUUUGUUUUGUGUUAAAUUAAAUUUCUGUAUGUAUUAUUUAAAAUAAUAUAUUUCUUGGCAACAUAACCUAUGCAUACAAUCUAACCUAAUUCUAUUCUAUAUACCAUGCGACUUGUCUAAUUUUAUUUGAGGAAAAUAUGUAAUUUUUAACUUUAAUAAAUAAUUUUGUAUGUAGAAAGAAAGAAGCUGAACCUGCAGCAACUAAAAAGCUGCCUGCAGUGCCGGAGUCAGUCCUUAAAAGAAGGAAAACUCGCGAAGCUGUACGGGCUGCACGUCUUCAAAUAUCGAUCAAGCAACGUGCGAAUCGAUACCAGAAAAGGAAAACAAUCUUCAAAAGGGCUGAAAAGUAUGUGAGAGAAUACAGAACAAAAGAAAGAGAUGAAAUCAGAUUGAUGAGACAAGCCAAAAAUCGUGGCAAUUAUUACAUCCCUGGAGAAGCACGUCUUGCGUUUGUUAUCCGUAUUCGAGGUGUGAAUCAAGUUGCUCCUAAGGUUCGCAAAGUACUUCAGCUGUUUCGAUUGAAACAGAUUAAUAAUGGUGUAUUUUUGAAGCUGAACAAGGCAACAAUUAACAUGCUUCGUAUUGUUGAACCUUAUGUCACGUGGGGAUAUCCAAAUUUGAAAUCAGUUAGAGAAUUGAUCUACAAGAGAGGAUUUGCAAAAAUAAAUAGGCAGCGUAUUCCUAUUACCAGCAAUUCAAUCAUUGAAAAGAAACUUGCUCAACACGCCUAAUGGUGGAUGGCGUAAGAAGACUAACCACUAUGUUGAAGGUGGUGAUUUUGGUAACCGUGAAGACAAAAUCAAUGAACUUCUCAGGAGAAUGUUUAAAAAUAUAACAGAAGUGCCUAAAGUUAAUACAAAUAAAAAAAAGUUAGCAUUGAACAUAAAUCACUCAAAUCAAAUGCAGAAUCUUUAUGAUAAUACAAAGAAAGAAAAAGGUAGCAUAAAAGUAGGUAAUAUUUCAAAAAAUCAGGAAAGAUUGCAAAAUAUAAAUUGUACUGCUAAAAAUUUAAAACAAAAUCAAACUACCUCAACUGAUGUACCAAAGUCUCAAAAAACAGACAUAAGAUCUGAACAAAGUACUAGUAAAAAAUACUUCAAUAAAAGUAUAGAAAAAAAUAAAGGAGAAUCUAAAUAUGCAAUUGAUGGAAAUUUAUUUAACAAAUCUAAAAAUAUUCACAAGCAAACUAGGUUUGAUGACUAUAUCACACCAUAUAAAAAAGGAAUGCCAAACAAAAGAAGAAUGAGUACUAAUACAGAAUCGAAAGAAGCAAUAAUUUGUAACAUUCCUUUAUCAGUUAAAACUGGAACAAAUGAUAUUGGUAAUGAAACAAAACACAUAUAUCAAGAGCUUAAAAAUAAAGAUGAUAAAAAAAAUAUGGAUACACUUGAGUCAUGCAAUUCUACUUCUAUCACAUUAGCUGUAGCAAAAAAUUCAUUGCCUUUGAAUGUCAGUAACAUUUCUGAAAAUCACUCUAAUAUUAAAAAUAAAGAUUCGCAACAUUAUAAAAAUAAAAUAAAUAAUGAAAACUUGAAAUUGAAAAAUUUAAUAAAUAUGGAACUAAAUGAUGAGAGUGGUAAUGAAGUACAAAUGGACACAAUAAAUAGUUCUCUAUUUGAAUGUGAAAUAUCUUUAAAAUUAAAAAACUCUGAAAAUAUAAAUGUUACAAACGCUAAUGAAGAUAGAAUUAGUUUUUCAUAUGUGGAUCAAAAAAAUUUAAACACAGAUUUAAUAAAUCAAAGUGAUAACAACCAAAUUUUAAUGAAUAUACCAGUAAAAAAGAAGAGAGGAAGACCUAGAAAAACUAUGCAUACAGUUCAAGAAACUUCAGAUAUUUCAAAUAAGAAAUUAGAAGAAAAUUUAAGAACUUUACAAAAAAUAAAUGAUAUUUCUAUCGGAGAAACAAUUGUUCAUAGUAAGAGACACAGUGAACAAUCAUAUAAUUUUAGCAAUAAUGAUGGUAUAAGUGAUAAUAAUAGUACUGAAGAUAACAUUCCAAAUUCAAUUAUUGUUAGAGAAAGAGAUAGAUCACCAGGUACAUCUGCAGGCGAAGCUAUAAGCAAGGAAAGAGGAAGAGGAAGAGGAAGAGGAAGAGGAAGAGGAAGAGGAAGAGGAAAAGGAAGAGAAGGAGGAAAAGAAAGAGAAGGAGGAGGAGGAAGAGGAAGAGGAAGAGGAAGAGGAAGAGGCAGGGGUAGGGGCAGGGGUAGAGGAUCAUCUUAUUCUGCAUUAGAUACUGAAUAUAUAUCAAAAUUAAAGGGACCAAUAAAUAAAGAAGAAAUAAAAGUAGAAGACUCAAGUGAAAGUAAUAUUGUUGCUUAUACAUCAGAAGUAAAUUUAAUAACUUGUGCCAAAUGUGAAGAAAAUAUAUUAAAAAAUAAAUGGGAUUCGCACAAUUUGAUUAAACAUAACAAUAUGAGUUGGAAGAAGGGCGAUGAACCCAUAAUUUUUGAAAAAAAUAUUAAAUUGUGGAGAAAAGUAUUGAUGUCUGCUAUUAAAAAGAAAAGGGGUCAAUUAUCUUGCGAAAAGUGCGGAACUGUAAAGCGAAGUGUGUGUGGUUUUAUAUCUCAUAUGCAAUUCUGUGGAAAAUCAGAAGAAGAAAAGCAAGCUUUGAUGGUAAGUUGUCCUAUCUGUAGUGCUGUUAUAAUGCCAUCUUCUAUGAAAAUACAUGAAAGAACUCAUAGGCAACCAGAACGUAAAAUAAUCGAAUUACAAUUACAUACUACUGAUAAUGAAAGAGUAAAACGUAAAGCUGCAGAAAAAAAAAUUUAAUCAAAAUGCCUGAUCAUAAAAAACCUAUACCGUCUGUAUGGAAAGGUAUAUGGAAAAAAGAAGUGUCUUCAAUGGGAACAAUAAAUUGUCGUCAAAUAGGUUGUACUUAUACAUGUUCUUCUGUUGAAGAUAUGUGUAAACAUUUUCCUAAUUGUAAUUUCACUCCUCAAGAGUCUUAUAUGUGUAAAAUGUGUAAAUUUUCAACUACCUCUGAUGAAGACAUAAAAAAGCAUAUAAUAGAAAAGCACGCAACAGUAGAUGAAAUCGAUAGGUCAUCAGAUUUUGAAGAAGAACAUUAUAGUUCAGAUGAAAUGAAAAAAAGAAUUACGAAUUUUGUUUAUUUAAUGACUAUUCUCCAAAUCAAUUCACUUUGUUAAACAAUGAUGAUAUUCUUAAAUAUUUGCCAGAACUAGAAAUUUCCAUGCGAACAAAAAAAGAAAGCGUAUGUAAAACACUAUCUAAUACAGAAAUUAUAUGGAAGCAGUGGAAACGAUUUGAAGGUGGUUUAGAUGAAGAUACUUCGACUUUUUUUACUGGUGGUCCAGUAUGGGCAUUAGCUUGGUUGCCUAUUCCAUCACCAAUGUAUUCUAAAGAACCUUACCAAUAUAUCGCAAUUAGUACUCAUCCAACAAUGAAAAGUGAAUACACUGUAGGAAAAUCACACUCGGAACAUAAUAUGAUACAAGUUUGGAAUGUUGGACCUUUGAAUCAUGAGAAUAGUAGUAAAAUACAAUCUCCUACUUUAUCAUAUGUUAUUGCACACAAUAGUGGUACUAUAUGGUGUCUAGAAUGGUGUCCUUCUGGAUGCUAUCAAGAUGAAAGUCUGAAUAAUUAUAAGGAUAAAAACGAAAUGUCUAAUAAUCUUAAGCGAAUGGGUAUGCUUGCGGCAGCUUGCUCAAACGGAAAUGUAAAUAUUUAUUCAUUACCUUUUCCAGAAGAACUUAAAUUUAAGAAGACCACAACCAAUGAAUGGCCUAUAUAUUCUACUGAUCCAAUAAUAACAUUAGUUGUAAAUAUUUCAAUGUAUGAUAACAAAAAUCAAAAUUGGCAAUGCACCAAGAUAUCAUGGACGAAGGAGCACGGCCAUAAUACAAUCGCUGCUGGAUUUUCAAAUGGUUAUAUAGCUUUAUGGGAUUUAACAUACAAAUCUCCAUUAUCAAUGCAAAAGAGACAAAACACAUAUUUUAUAAAUGCAUUUCAGCAUUUUUAUGCUCAUGGUAAUGCUGUGAGUAUGCUAGUAUUAAUUCCGUAUAAUGGAGAAAGAUUUUUAGCUUCUGGCAGUCUAGAUAGGUCAUACAAAUUUUGGAAUUUAGAAGACACGAGUACUCCUCAAACUGCAAUGCAGAAAUCUAUUAUAACAAAUGGUGCAUGGAUGACACAUUGGCCAUGUGCUGUUAUUACUUUUGAUGAUGCUUUAGGGCUAUAGCUAUUUCUGAUUAUGCAAAUAGCAUCGCGCACGGCACAGUAGCUGGAGAAAUACAAACAAUCUUUGCACAUGAUAUUAUACAUGGUAGAGAUAUCGAAAGAGCUUUACAGAAGAAAAAAAAGUUGAGCUCAUGUGUUAAAAUAGUGGACUUCUUAGAAAAAGAAGAAGAUGAUAAAAAUGAUAAAAUGCACAAAAAGAAUUCUAAAGAUUAUUGUUACAUGCCGGAAACUUAUGAUGAGUGCCAGAAUAGAUUUGGCAUUAUCUUUUGCGAUAAUUUAAAAAUAUCUUGGAAUCCGAAUCCAUGGAGUUACUUAUGGAUGGUUGUUGGUUACCAAAACGGUUUGGUGAGAUUAUUAAACUUCAGAUACAUGUCUAUGUCACGUGAAUUAUUAUUGCCUCAACAUGUAAAAUCUAUGCUUAAUAAAGCAAAGAUUACAACAAAAGAAUGUUAUUAACGGGAAAAUAAUCAUGAUCUAUAAUAUCUAUAUUAUACUAAAAUCAAGUAUUAUGAAAGUCAUGGUGAUUGCUUGUUAUUAAUAUGUAGUAAAUUAUUUUUCAUAAUUUUAUACAAAUAUUAAACUGACUACGUAAAAAUUGGACAAGGCCAAUGAUUGAACAAAAUUUAUUGUUAUGUAUUUAAAUUUUAUUAAAUAUAUCUAGAAUAUUUAAUGUUAAUAAGUUUUGUACAAAUAAGUUUUGUAAUUUUGAAUAUUUAAAAUAUGACAUGUUUAAUUAUGUUAAUAAACAAGAUUUUUUAUUGUUAAUACAAGCAACCCCAAUUUGUAUUAUGCUUUUAUAUUAAUAACGUAACAUAACAUAACGUAACAAAACAAUGUAAAUUUG